ACAAAAUGAAAACAAUAAAGAGCAACGUCAGCUCACAGCUACAUUUAUAUCGCAUGAGAAACAUAGGAAUCUAUGGUCCUCAUAACGAAGAAUCAACUAAAAAAGCCAUUUGUAACUUAAUAUCGGAAAUAACAGAAUGUGCAAAAGGAGCGUUCUUAUCACCUAGAAGGUCAUUUAAACGUGGUAUUAGACUAGAAAAUAGGGUACGAGAUGACCUUGCACGUAAUACUACACCCAAUGAAAUGGAUGCAAAGAUGUUCGACCUUGAUCGAGCAUUGCAAGCAUUUCGUAUCCUGAAGACUACUACAAAGCAACCACACAAUGACCAUCAAAAGGCCCGGUUUUCAACAUAUAUCCCUAGGAAUUAUGACACUUCCAAGCAGCCAAGUACUUCCCCUGGCCAUAGGCAUGAAUUUAUGAUGUACCCGGAAUCGCUACAACGGGAAUCAUGCCAUUGGAGGCAUUUCAAUACUAGAUCGUUCACCGGAAGUGUUAAUGAGGGAAGAACAAUGAACCAAAACACACUGCCAGCAGAUAGAUACUCACGAGCAGCAACUGUGGCAGGAUUCAUGCUUAAAGCAGCAUCGCUAACUGCAAAACAGGCAGUGCAGCGAUAUUUACAAGGUGAACGGAAAAGUUUACUCAAGGGAUCAAUGUCCAGUGAUGAACAUGUAGAUUUAUUAAUAGAUUGCCUAUGUAAAAUGAGAGGAACUGCGCUCAAAUUCGGACAGCUACUAAGCCUGCAGUAUGGCAUAUUGCCAGAACGUAUCAGAAAGGCAUUAGUAGCAGUUAGACAUAGAGCUGAUGUUAUGCCAUUGGAACAAGUUCACCAAAUCAUGCAAAAGGAACUGGGACAUAAUUGGAAAACGCUAUUCCGAGAGUUCAAGGAUCAGCCAUUAGGAAGCGCUUCAUUGGGGCAGGUCCAUGAAGCAAUCACAGCAGAUGGUACAAGGGUAUGUGUCAAAGUACAGUUCCCGGGAGUCGCUGAAUCAAUAGAUAGCGAUAUCGCAAAUCUAAUCUUCAUCUGUACGAAAACAAACCUUAUACCAAAAAGCUUCUUCGUUAACCAAUUUGCAAGAGAGAUAAAAGUGGAACUAAACAGUGAAUGCAACUAUGAAAAUGAAGCUAACUUUUAUAAGAUAUUCCGUCAACUGGUAUUAGAUGGGUUCAAUGUACCGAGGGUAAUGGAACACCUCUCAACUAAAAGGAUAAUCACCACCGAGUUUGUAACUGGAGUGCCAAUAGAGGAAUGCAAAUAUCUGCCACAAGAUAUAAGGGACUCUAUAGGCGAUCGGUUGCUGAGACUAUCUCUGUCUGAACUCUUUAUAUUCAGCCUCAUGAAUACGGAUCCAAACCCAAGCAACUACCUAUACGAUGAACAUACCGAUAUUAUCGGACUUAUCGACUUUGGAUCAUGUCGGUCGUAUAACCAAGGCUUCGUUGAGGAGUACUUUAGACUAGUACAAGCAUCAGUCAAUGAAGACAUUGAGCAAAUAAAUACACUAUCAAAGUCACUAGGGUUCCUGAAUGACCAUGAUACUGAAGAAAUGCUUAAACACCAUGCUGAAUCUGUACUCAUUACAGGGCAGCCUUUCAGGCACCAAGGACGAUUCGACUUCAGUGCCUGCGAUAUCAUACAACGGUGCCGUGAAAAAGCUUCCAUCAUACUUAAAAUAAGAAAACAACCACCGCCGCCCGAGGUGUACUCCUUGCACAGAAAGCUAGCAGGGUGCUAUGUCAUGUGUAAUCUAAUAGGCGCCAGAGUUGAUGCGCGCAAUAUAUUCAUAGAUAUUGCCAGAGCAAGAGAAGCUAUGUAAUUGCU
Messenger RNA from Babesia bovis T2Bo, 1822 nucleotides. Its product is annotated as ABC1_ADCK3-like amily protein. Gene Ontology annotation, molecular function: kinase activity. Gene Ontology annotation, biological process: ubiquinone biosynthetic process. The coding region runs from base 6 to 1817 and encodes 603 amino acids. The transcript is spliced from 13 exons. Lineage: Eukaryota; Apicomplexa; Aconoidasida; Piroplasmida; Babesiidae. The record is from RefSeq and is a predicted model, not a curated record.